This is a messenger RNA of Beta vulgaris subsp. vulgaris (sugar beet), 3005 nucleotides long. RefSeq lists its product as uncharacterized. Lineage: Eukaryota; Viridiplantae; Streptophyta; Magnoliopsida; Caryophyllales; Amaranthaceae. The coding region runs from base 1949 to 2923 and encodes 324 amino acids. The record is from RefSeq and is a predicted model, not a curated record. The transcript has 2 exons.
AUCCAUUUGCUUUGCCUUUGCAUGUCUCUAUGCUUUGAUAUCUUUCCUAUGGAUUAAAUUAUCUAAUUGGUUGUCUAUCUUUUCCUAUCGUAAAAGAAGGCAUAUGUCUCAAUGUGAAUAUUAUAGCAGUGGCAUCUUUUCAAACUUUCACACGGGAGAAUUUUCUUGUCUAGGUCUCUCAAUUACUUUAAGGAUUUUCCUUCUUUUGUUGUUUACUAAGUUUGAUGGUGUAAGCAACAUUCCUGGUAAGCAAGGGGGAUGCUGAGUUAAGGAAGGCACUCAAGUGAACUGACUCUUCACAACCUUUAUGUUUUAAACAACAUACAGUGUACAGAGUUUGAUCUUUGUAACCAUACACAAUCAGACCAAUAUGGAAUUAUCUUCAUGAAAGGACUGAGUGACUGAACCUUCUCCUUGCAAAACGCGCAAAGAAAUCUUUGGGGCUGUUAGCUCUAUGUUUUCAUGUUGCAUGAGCCCUUAUUUCCGCUGGGUUGGAGUUUUGGUCGGGAUUAAUUUAAUCCACUUUAAGCACACACCAGUUUCAGUCUUCUUGUAGUACAAUUUAAGAACAAUUUAAUCGCAAGGAGCUAGGAAUUUGAUUGCAUUGUUUAUAUCAUGUAUGGCUUUUCUGAUAUCUGAGUAUCUGACUGCCCUGUGAGGCUGUGACUGAUGGAAACACAAUCUUCAUAGUUUGUGACGUAUAGUGUACCAUGCUUAUCAAGACAAUCGUUCUAGUGUGGUGGUAUACUUUUUGACCAAUGACUAACACCUUGACCCUACUUUUCGUUAGAAUGUAUGGUCUUACAAUAUGGAAGUUUUAGCACACAUGGAGGCUAUGGAGCUACUAGAAUUAUUCAAUUUUUGACUUGAUUUUUGAUGAAAGGAAGUUUAGGAGGUAUGCGACCAAGGUGUGCUAGUUAAAUUUUCCAAAACGAGGAAAAGAAAUAAGACAGUUGUGAAUGAUUAGGUGCAUUGUCCCUCAGAUUGAUUCUUCACUUUGCAUUGUCAUUUAUCCCAUGACAUUACCUUAAGCAAUCCUCUGUCGUUUAGGGUUACUGUAUCCCUUCUCCUUCAUACCCUUUUUCUGUGCUACACCUGUGACUUGUUAUUAUUUCCCUUUUCUCAUUGCUUCAUGUGUUUUCUGCACUUAACUUUUACCAAGUCUAGUAGUAUAAUGGAUAAACACCGGGAUUUGCACUAGAAGUUAUGAAGCCGUGCAAAUCAAAAGCUGUCUUUGUAUUGGUGCCUCGUUAAUGGUAUUAUAUGCCCUCCAACUUGACAUAUUGCUGAGAGCCCGAGACCAAAAAUAUCAUGCUGAGAAUAACCUUGCACCUGAGAAUGGAGGCAAACAUCUAAGAAAAGUUUAACCCAUAAACUCGACCAUGAGCUACCGCCUGUUGAUAUAUCUCGAUAAUGAUAUUGUUAACCAAGUCGUGCUCGAUAUAAUGAUAUGUUGUAGAUGUGAUAGCUAUAUUUGAGUUUUUCUUUUUGCAGAUUAUACAAUAGGGUUUGUGUUCUUCCAUUGUCUUUGAUGGAGGAGUGAGGGUUAUGGUGUAGCUGGUACAUUGAUUAAUUAAGCACAAUCAAUGUAACUGAUUGAUCUAUGUUGUUUAUGUCCUCUUUCAUCUACACAUUAUCUAAUGGUUCCUACAUUAAACCCUGAGAACGGAGAAGCUUGUGCAUAUUCUUAUAAUCCUAUUACUUGCUCAAUAAAUAUGUAUAAAACGCUGUUGGAAUUCCAAUUACAGUUGCACUUCUCAUGAUUUGUUGGCCCUCUCCUGCACUUUGUUGCCAAAAAUUAAAAGCAAUGAUGAAUGAUUUUAUGCAUAUGAUUUAACCUAAUGUAUCCUUAAAAGUCAAAGAAAAUUAAUCUAAUGUUAUAUUUACGCUAAUAUUAAAACAUCACUUGCAUAGUUAUUAUUGUUGACUAUGUAUAGGUGAGGUAAAGAUGAGAGAGAAAGUUAGAGAGAGAGGCUCUAGACUAAAGUCUUUGAAAAUAAAAAAAAAUAGAAAACCUAGCCCCUUGCAUUUUCCCCAAAUCGAUUUCCAGAAAUUCCUAGUCACCCAAUUUGCGAAAUCUUUGCUAAGAUUAACCAUCAUCAUCUCCAUUAUACCAGUGUUUGUAGGAUGCAAUGGAAUCUAUUUAACCAAGAUUUUCAUAAUUCAUACCAGAAGAUUUCCUCAAUUUGGGGUUAUAAAUUCUCAAAAGAAAAUUUUGAGUUCUAAGAGAAAGAAUUGUUCUCUAUCUGAUUUUCCCCAUCUAAAUUCUUCUUCAGUUCAGAUUUCGCUCCAUGUUAUUGUUGAUGGUAUUAAAGAAUUCUUUUUUCUUCCCUUCAAGUUUAAAGUGGGUUUCUUAGCUAGGGUUUUAAGGGUUUCGGGUUUUUCUGCGGUGGAUGCUUGGAUUGGGUUCUUCUAUGCUUUUCGCAGCUCGCUGCUGCUCAUCAAUGGUGCUCGAGUGGGUGCUGGUGUUUUUCUCUCAAAAGAUUUCGGGGUUUUGGUGAGUGUUCUUUCAGAACCCAAACUUCCCUUUUUUGGGGUCAAAGUGAGUGGGAAGUUGCAGUUACUUGUCUUCAUUGUUAUCUUACAAUGGAAGCUUGAAUUAGCUGCUAUGGUAUGGCAUUAUAUAGUCCUAUUGCUCUCUAGUACAAGUAAUUAUUUGUUUUAUGCUAUAAUUAUGUUAUUCAAUAACAUUAGAAGCUUGUUCAAGACUUGUCAAUUGUUAGGAAAAAUAUGCAGAAAUUCAUUAUGUCUGCAUUACAAGAACUUGUUAUUUUCUAAAAACUCCGAUUUAGGCUACCGAAGCUAUUGGACUGGAAUUUUUCACUCCAUUCUAGGCCCUAGAAGCUAUUGGAAUGGAGAAAAAUGGUUUUGUCAUCAUGUGCCAAAAGAGGGCCUUGACUAUUUUGUUCAUCAGAAAGUUUGAAAAGAAAAAUGCAAUGUCUUUUUGCAAGCUAUUAGUUAUGUUUCGAUGAAUAUAUAUAGACUGUCUGCCAUUCAAGAUGUAA